AUGCAAGGCUGGAGAAUCACAAUGGAGGAUGCGCACGCGGCAAUUCUCGAUUUGCAAGCCAAGUAUAUAACUAAAUCCACCGAAUCCACCUCUCCCGAUCAGCGACUGUCAUUCUUCGGUGUUUACGACGGACACGGCGGAGACAAGGUGGCUCUUUUCGCAGGAGAAAAGGUGCACCAAAUUGUUGCGAAACAAGAAGCGUUUUCCAAGGGCAAUAUCGAGCAGGCGCUCAAAGACGGAUUUCUAGCCACCGAUCGCGCUAUUCUUGAUGAUCCUAGAUACGAAGAGGAAGUUUCGGGAUGUACGGCAUCGGUCGGAGUGAUUUCCCGCGAUAAGAUCUGGGUGGCGAACGCUGGCGAUUCUCGAACUGUGUUGGGUGUCAAGGGACGAGCAAAGCCUCUGUCUUUUGAUCACAAGCCCCAGAAUGAAGGCGAAAAAGCCCGUAUCAGUGCUGCGGGAGGCUUCGUCGACUUCGGACGUGUCAAUGGCAACCUUGCUCUCUCGCGAGCUAUCGGCGAUUUCGAAUUCAAGAAGAGCGCCGAGCUGUCCCCUGAACAGCAGAUAGUCACCGCAUACCCCGAUGUCACAACGCAUGAAAUUACGGAAGACGAUGAGUUUUUGGUGAUUGCGUGUGAUGGUAUCUGGGAUUGUCAGUCUUCUCAGGCAGUGGUAGAGUUUGUCCGACGAGGAAUUGCGGCCAAGCAAGAUCUUUACCGUAUCUGCGAAAACAUGAUGGACAACUGCCUAUCUUCCAACAGUGAGACCGGAGGCGUCGGCUGCGACAACAUGACCAUGAUCAUCGUCGGCCUUCUUCAUGGGAAGACGAAAGAAGAAUGGUAUAACACUAUCGCAGAGAGGGUUGCCAAAGGCGACGGACCUGUUGCUCCUCCCGAAUAUGGCAAAGUUACAGCUGAAUUCCGCGGUCCCGGUGUCCGUCCCGGUGCUCGCCACCAAUUUGACGAUAGUCCUGACGACUACGACCUAGACACAGAUAAUACCCGACGGGGAUUUGGUGUCAAAUCGGGACGCAUUAUAUUACUUGGAGACGGAACUGAGGUGCACGCGGAUCAAGACGAUGAAGAAUUGUUUGACGCUACAGAAGAGGACAAGGGUGAUCAGAAUCAGGUACGGGCUAGCACUGCUAAUGCCGGGCAUGACACCGGCCGAAGCUUUCGUGAAGAUACUCCUGGACCCGAGCUUACCCUCAGAAACGCUAUUCAGAGUUCCGAGACUGGGCAACAAGUUUCUGCCUCACCAGCAGCCAUCAACGCGGAUACCUCGCCGGAAAAGACUGAAGAAAGCCAAGCUACCAGCAAACCGAGUGAUUCUUAG
Molecule: messenger RNA, 1332 nt
Organism: Talaromyces amestolkiae
Lineage: Eukaryota; Fungi; Ascomycota; Eurotiomycetes; Eurotiales; Trichocomaceae
Exons: 6
Coding region: 1-1332 (443 amino acids)
Biological process (GO): protein dephosphorylation
Molecular function (GO): cation binding; protein serine/threonine phosphatase activity
Source: RefSeq, a predicted model, not a curated record